Molecule: messenger RNA, 5280 nt
Organism: Dicrocoelium dendriticum
Lineage: Eukaryota; Metazoa; Platyhelminthes; Trematoda; Plagiorchiida; Dicrocoeliidae
Source: the annotation of a GenBank genome assembly
AUGUCUUCCGUCAAAGUAGCAGUUCGUGUCCGUCCUUUUAACAAACGCGAGAUAGCCGCCUCAAGCCGGUGCAUCAUCUCAAUGGAUGACCAGAAAACAACUAUCCAAAGGCCAAACAGCAAAGAGGCCCCGAAAACUUUUGAGUUCGAUCACAGCUACUGGUCACAUACCAGCGAGAAAGACCCCUUGUUCGCCAGUCAACACCGUAUUUACAAUGAAUUGGGUCUGCACACCUUGAAUCAUGCCCUACAAGGCUACAAUGUUUGCAUUUUUGCAUAUGGCCAAACUGGGUCCGGUAAAUCCUACACCAUGAUGGGUGGGAAGCCCGGAGUGGAACACGAAGAGGGACUGAUCCCUAAACUCUGCCGCGACCUUUUCAAGCGACUACAAGAUUUCACUGCUGACCACUGCGCUCAGGACGGUACCUACUGUGUCCAGAGCAUGGUCGAAGUUUCCUACAUCGAGAUCUACUGCGAACGCGUGCGUGACCUAUUAAACCCAAAGAGCAAGGGUAACCUGCGUGUCAGGGAGCAUCCAAUCCUUGGGCCCUAUGUGGAAGACCUGUCAAAAUGCGUGGUUCGCUCCUUUGCUGAGAUUGAUGAGCUCCUCAGCGUUGGAAACAAAGCAAGAACCGUCGCUGCUACCAAUAUGAAUAAGACCAGUAGCCGAUCCCACGCCAUCUUCACUAUGAUCGUCACGCAGCGAAUGGUGGACGCGAGAACGGAUGUGAUCACUGAGAAGGUGAGUAAAAUCAGUCUGGUCGAUUUGGCCGGCUCGGAAAGGGCGGAUGCGACAGGAGCGACGGACGUCCGUUUGAAAGAGGGGGCAAAUAUCAACAAAUCGCUCACCACUUUGGGCAAAGUGAUUGCCAGUCUGGCCGAAACGAGCUCAAAGAAGCGAAAAAAGGGAGAGUUUAUCCCCUAUCGAGAUUCAGUGCUGACAUGGUUACUUCGAGAGAAUCUAGGCGGAAACUCAUGCACAACCAUGAUAGCCACGUUGUCACCAGCGGAUAUAAAUUACGAAGAAACCUUAUCCACUUUGCGGUACGCAGAUCGUGCGAAACGUAUCGUGUGCCAAGCAGUAAUAAAUGAAGAUCCGAAUACUAAAUUGAUUCGGGAACUGAAAGCCGAAGUCGCACGUCUUCGAGAAGUUUUGGAGUUACAAAGUCGCGCAAUUCCAGCCUCAUCCACUUCGGGUCACGCGCAAAGCACAUCGGCAACUCUCCAUUAUCCGGCGGAUUACGAAGCAACAUUGGAAGCACUGCGUGCGUCCGAAAAGCUUAUCGCCGAAUUAAAUGAAACAAUGGAGGAAAAAUUGCAGAAAGCGGAUCAACUACGAGAACAACGAGAACGCGAGUUGCGCGAAAUGGGUAUCGCCUUAAACAACGAAGCUGGAGUGACUGGGAUUUUCACACCUCGCAAUACGCCACAUCUGGUGAAUUUGAAUGAAGAUCCCUCAAUGUCUGAGUGUCUGAUUUAUUAUCUGAAGGAAGGUGCAACUAGAGUGGGAAUGCUAAACACAGAUUCUACGGUGGAAAUCGGUCUGAGUGGAGAGUUCAUCCUGAAGGAACAUUGUGUGUUUUACAACUCACAAGGAGUUGUUCAGUUUAAACCCUGCGAAAACGCCGAAUGCUAUAUAAACGGAUCUUUGGUAACCAAACAAUUGGAACUUUCCUCUGGUGCACGGGUGAUUCUGGGAAAAAGUCAUGUGUUUCGGUUUAACAAUCCAGCCAGAGCCAGUAUGACUGAAUCGAUAGACUGGACUUAUGCAAUAUGUGAACUGUUGGAUAAACAAGGUGUGGACCUACGCAAAGAGAUGGAGGAUCGCUUGUUGGCGAUGGAAGAACAGUUUCGGCGCGAACGAGAGGAGUCAGAUCGUCUGUUUCAAGAACAACGGAGAGAGUACGAAGAUCGAAUACAGUUGUUGCAAGAACAAGUGGAGCGCCAUUCAAUGGUCAGUUCUGGCACGCAAGAGGACUCAGCAAUGGAAUACGAAACAAACAGUGAAUGUCACUGGGUAGAAAGGGAGCAUCAAUUGGCCAGUUGGGCAUUCGAAAAGUGGCGCACGCAUCAGUUUACUUCUCUGCGGGACUUGUUGUGGGAAAAUGCAAUAUACGUGAAAGAGGCCAAUGCAUUGAGCGUGGAGCUAAACAAAAACGUUAGAUUCCAGUUCACACUUGUAAGGCAUACUCCAUACACACAAAUACCAUUGGAGUUCGAGCAAGCAUCUUCACAACCUAGCCCAAACGGAGUGGCUCGAGAAGUCAUGACUCCCAAGCAAAUGCGAGCGCACAUUUCGAUCGGAAAAGCGCAACCCUUUGAGCAGCUGGAGUUGUUCUCUUCCGCCGGAGAGUAUGCGAACUCGCUGAACAGGAACCGUACAUUUGUAGCAGUCGAGGCGAGGGAAUUUUCCACAGGCACCGCACACAUAUGGAGUUUGGACAAAUUUAAGAGUAGACUUUUGUUCAUGCGUCAGUACUACGACAUCCAAACAGAUUUCGUUAAUGCUUUGAUGGAAAAGGAAGUGGAGCACAAUGACACUUCACCAGGUGACAGAAUGCCGCCAGUGGAAGUAUCAGAAAGGAAAGACGGAUUUGGGAACCAAUCAUCGGCAAACAGUGCAGGAGGGAAAUGUUCCAUGGUAGAUCCGUUCCAAAUCAGGGAACCAUGGAUCCGUUUGAUGGGACGUUCCUUUGUAUACCUGAGCCAUCUGCUAUUUGACGUCGCGCUAACGCAGCGCGUCCCAGUUGUCGAUGAACGUGGCCGUUUGUGCGGGUUCUUAACGAUUGCAGUCGAACCGAUCCACAAGGACGCAGGGAAGGUAACGCAAUCGGGAUCGCGCUCAAAGGCAGACACAACCACGCAAAUAUCUUUCAGUAAUAAAGCUUACGCGGAGUGGGUACAUCUAUCCGGUGAUCGGAUCUGCUUCGAAGAAUGUUGCCUUGAGUGUGAUCAGGUGAAUGCGUGGUCUAGUGAAGUGGAGACGCCGCGCCCCCGUAUCAAAUAUAAUGAUGGUCACCAAUGGCGUCCCAUGUAUCCCGACUCAGCCAAGGAUCAGGACAGUUUCUUCUCUCAGAGUACAUUGACUGCAAAUGAAUACACACAUGAGUUGAGUAUUAGAAAAGCGGCCCCUCAACUCGACGUGGAUGCCGCACUCAUCCCGCUGAAGAUCGGCUCAACUUUCGCAUUUCGCAUCACUGUGUUUCCAAUGCAGGAAUUAGCAAACAUCACGAACGCUUUUUGUCAAUAUUACUUUCAGAACAAACCCAACGAAAUCUUUUGCACCGAGUCCGUAACAAACGAAACACAUUCUAAUGACACAGAAGCAUAUCACUCGCAAACGAUCACCACAAAUGUGACGUUCGGCUUCCUCCAUUAUCUUCACCGUCAUCCAAUUUGCUUUGAAAUCUAUGGACAUGUAAACGAGGCAUCGGAACCGACGUAUGAGCAGUCUUCCUGCAGCGUGAACCUCAGACGAUAUCGAAACUUGUUACCUUGUGCGUUUCCGACAUCCGAUCCAGUGCCUGCUACACGGCUGAGCUUCUCUGAGCCACAUGUUGGUUCGGCGGUUCUGCGGCGCGAAGACAUACUUGUCUGGUUUGAAAUCUUGGAACUGGAUUCCAACGGAGAGUACCUUCCUGUGCCGGUGGACCGUUUGGAUGAGGUUCCCUGUCAAGGAGUCUUCUUAAUUCACCAAGGUUUGCAGCGACGUCUGGCAGUCACGCUUGUUUACGAUCCUAUGUGUCUGGCUUCCGAUUACAAUUCCACUGCGACAGCGCUAUUCAAGGAUGUGUACGAGGUUGUUGUCGGGAGAGUGAGAGACACGGCGGAAUGGACAGAAUCAGACUCACGCACAAGAAUCAUUUCGCUGUCUGUGCUACCGGCAAGAUACACGCCUCACGCAAGUGAUGAACGAACAUUCUUCCGCUUUGAGGCUGCUUGGGACAGCUCGCUACAUGGUUCCUCUCUCUUGAAUUGCAUCACUUCCCCCGGACAACGUGUCUACAUGACACUGUCUUGCUAUUUAGAAGUGAAUGGAUGUGAUAGACCCGUUUGUCUCACCAAAGAUUUGGCCAUGGUUGUGUUUCCAAGAGACUCGAAGCUAACAGUGCCGAGCCCCAGAUUGGCCUAUACACCUACUCAUGCAAUCCUGCGUUCGCUGCACUCCAUUUGGAGCUCGUUCUGUCGCGUGACACACACCUGCCACGUGACUGGUGUAUAUGAUCUUCAGCUACGACAACGGGAGGAAAAAGGCAAACGUCGACAUCGACGGUGCACGAUCGAUACCAGCUGGAUCUACGUGCGAGGAGAGGAGAACAUCAAGGGAUGGCAACCUCGAGGGGACUCCCUGAUUUUGGAGCACCAGUGGGAAUUGGAGCGGCUGAACCGACUUUAUAUGGUUGAGAAGUCUCGACAUUUGCUUGGCCUUCGGAAUCAGUUGGCUUCAUUAGGGAAAGAGGAAUACCAGCGCAUUUUGGACAAAUGGAUUUUGGCGUUUCGUCGUAACAGCCGGAUUGCAACUAAACGAAAAGUGGAUCGUCUGUAUUACGACCGGAUUAACGAUAUGAAAACAAAACUGGGUGAAACAUCUACUGAAAACGGUAAACUGACCAUAAAUUUAACAGUUUCCACCACACAGUUAACAAAUUCUUGUAUUUCUGUUCCUAAAAUUGUCCUAGGCUGUACCAUCUCAGAAUGCACUACCUCAGGGGCAACAACUGAUAAUCCAAGGGUGCAUCCUUCUGCGGAUCAAACGGAUAACGUGGUUCCAUAUAUAAUUGGUGACUGCGACGAAGUUCGUGUGAGUCCGGUGGUCAGCCGCAAAGGCUAUCUGCUUUUACUGGAAGAGAAUUCGGGCGGGUGGAUGCGUUACUGGGUCGUCGUCCGCCGACCGUUUCUGUUUCUCUACUCCAGCAGUCAAAGUCCAGUUGAACGUGGUCUAAUCAAUCUAACCACUGCUCAACUAGAGUAUGACAUCAAUCUUACCUUAGAAUCAGAUGGCGGAAUUGUCACAAACUGUGGGAAAAGAGAUCCACCAAACAAAUCUGACCUUGUCACCUUGCAUAUUUUGGACCCAAUGGAAAACGUACCCUCCAGAAUCAAUAUGUUUACAUUAAUCACACAAUAUCGAACUUACCUGAUACAGACCACCGCAGAAGAUGGUUCGGACGUACAUGACUGGCUUUAUGCACUGAACCCUCUAAUGGCCGGUGAAAUUCGAUCUCGGAUAGGUCGAAGCAAACGAGCCAACAGGAGUAGAGAAGAUUGCACGAAAAUCUAA